This is a messenger RNA of Colletotrichum higginsianum IMI 349063, 1119 nucleotides long. RefSeq lists its product as uncharacterized. The transcript has a single exon. Bases 1 to 1119 code for a protein of 372 amino acids. Lineage: Eukaryota; Fungi; Ascomycota; Sordariomycetes; Glomerellales; Glomerellaceae. The record is from RefSeq and is a predicted model, not a curated record.
AUGACCAUUUCCCGCGCCCUCAAGGCCUUAACCGCCAUGACUUCACUGAACCUGCAGAAGCACGCUCACUUCAAUCCGAACCAGAACUUGGUUCUGGCUGACUGCGGCAUUGGUUCCAACCCAGAGAACCAGACUUGGUCCACCUCCCGCCAGAUGAACUGGUACCAGGGUGCUAUCUGGUCAACUCCCGCUGAGACCGAUCCUGCCCCUCCUGACCUGACGGUUCAGAUGCCAUACGGCGACGGAACAUACCCCUGGAACUUCCACGGUGCCUCCGCCACCUUUUCCAACGGCGAGACCUGGUCCGCCUGGAUUGAAGAUGGCACCCCGGAGCUCUUGCGUGCCGGAAAGGCCAUGAGCACGAAGGACGGCGGUACCACUCUCUGGUGCUACACUUACCGAGGACACCCUGUCGGUUUGAGCGUCUCUGGCAACUCGACCUGCACCUCGGCCUUUGUCUGUAACCAUCUCGAGACCGGCCCUACUCCAUGGGCCCGGGUUCCCGGCGCAGGUGCUCCCGCAGACAACGGCACCGUCAUCACCGAUGGUCCAAGCAACUCAUCCGUCACCGGGGACACCUUGGCUAUCCAGAUCGAGGUCAGCCCCCGUCCUGCUGUCUGGUAUGGCACCAUCAACCACUUCCUGAGCAGCAUCCUUUUUACUAUCGACGGCGUUUGCAGUCCCAACUCCUUUUCUAACCGUCUCAACUCGACUGUCACGGCCCGCUGCCAAGGAACCAACGACACACCCCUCAAUUUCUUGCCUGUGCUCUUCAACGUCGUCAAGAACCUUGGAUCGCUCCCCGGUCCCAAUGGCUACUUCGUCCAUAACCACGGACCAGCCCCCUUUGCCAACGAUACCUCGGACGAUACUCUCACUCUUCCUACCACCUUCAACCUUACCGCCUACGACAUGGUGACAAGGGAGCUCAAAGGCUUCAUUGGCUACGAAAUGAAGUGGUCGGAGCCAAACAUGGGCAUCCAUUGCAGCGAAUGCAACACCACCCAGUUCGACACAGACUACAACACGGCCGUCGCUUCGGCUUUCGAUGUGCUGUAUCCCACUUAUUCCCAGAUUGUCAUUGAGAGCAAGUGUACAUUUGACACUCUUUGCUGGUAA